CGAAUAGAUUCGAAUCAUCGAGAGGCGAUGUUGUACUAGUAACCAGAUUUUUUACAUUGAGAAGUACGACAGUGAUCACGAUCACACUGACAAAAGGAAAAGACUCCAUAGGUAGACAAAGAUUCCUGGUGAGAAAGUAAAUCUAAAUUUUGAAAUACAUGAUAGAAGUGAAUCCUCUGAAGAUUUCAAGAAGUUCACGUCGGUGUCUCGGUUACGGUCGAGCGGCGAGCGUCAACUGUAUCUAGAGAGCCCACUGUUCCACGACAACAAAACUCAAGUUAUAUUAACUCACCUUUUUCAUGUCACUAAGGAAAGCAACCCCUCGAAGAUCGAUAUGGUCUGAAAAACUUGAUCAGUCUUUAUUUUUGAGCCCUGCUUCGUUGGUUUCAAAAAGGGUGAAUUAUGCUCGUGAUUAUUGUCAUCUUGUCGGAAUAUCAUCAAACAGGAAAGGGGGCGGGGAAAUUUUAAUUAAUUGUUCCGUGGUGUUGGUGUUUAUACGGAGGUUUUUUAUUCACACGGACAGAGGGCCAUUCAUUACGCAAAUUAAUGUUUUUUAUGCGUCUCCAUGCUAUGAUAAGUUUUUCUGUGUAAUCAAAACAAGGCACAUUUGGUGUACUGGUAUAUACAUAGUGAUUCUGAUUUUGCACGUUUCAACAGUCCGCUCCACAAAAGGAUGUCCGUUCCACAAAAUGACGCAAGCACAUCACUUUGUUAAUGCAGAAAGCCAACGCUAGUGCGUCAUUCAGUUUUAGAAAAAGGCGAGCUUGUGCAGAAGUGUGAGGCGAACAACGAAAGACGCCUGCUGACUUCAACAUGCAACUCUGAAAAGCGACCUGUGAUAUAAACUGCGAUAGGUAUCGCUGGUGUUCGAUCCAUCUGAAGAUCUUCGCACUUACGACACUAGAGCGAACAAACAAACUUCACUUCGCUUCGCUAAAAACAGGAAUUGUGCUGCGCGAUUUGCUUAUCAUUACAGCAUCUUCAAACCGCAGCAUCAAACAAAGAUGGGUCGCGGUGGUCGGGACAGUCGGAGGCGAUCGCGGGGUC
This is a messenger RNA of Amoebophrya sp. A25, 1047 nucleotides long. NCBI's taxonomy places the organism in Eukaryota, Dinophyceae, Syndiniales, Amoebophryaceae. The record is from the annotation of a GenBank genome assembly.